AAUAUUCAAAUUUUAAGAUCAGGAAAUGUUUGACAAAUAAUUUAUUUGCGCCAUCUGUUGACGAAUAGUUUUAUAAAGUAAUUCAAACCUUUUGAACACACUCUACAGGGUUGCAACCAGAGAACGUAUAGCAUGAUAUACGUUCUCUGCUUGCGAAUAAAUUUUUGACAGCACCAACCGUAGCAGUUGUCUUCAUUCUGGUUUCGAGUAUUCUUAUCGCAAAUAUAAUUUGUGAAGAAUUUUAAUUAAAACACAUUUAAAACAAGACUACCGAACAACGAAAAGCGAAGUGACAAACGUCAUUACAUAACCUUUUAGGUUACUCUGCUAUGCUCUGCGUGAAAUUAAAAAUUGUUUGCCUGCUAAACAUUUAAAAAUCAUUUGCAGAUGUUGUCACAAUCAGUACUGUCUACCGUACGCGUGCUGCGCACCGAGGCACGUCGUAGCAUUGGCAUCAUGGCACCAGCGUUCAACAAAGUCUCCGACCCCAUCCAACAGCUCUUCUUGGACAAAGUGCGCGAUUACAAGAAGCGCAGCAGUGGUGGUAAAUUGGUUGACCCAACACCCGAAAUUGAACGCGAGUUGAAGAACGAAUUGGAACGCGUCGCAAAGCAAUACGGAGGUGAUGGCAAGGUUGAUAUGACUAAAUUCCCCGAAUUCAAGUUCCCAGAAGUCAAAAUCGAAUCCAUCACUUCAACCAAUUAACUUUUUUCAUAUUAUUUAGGAUGCAAUUUUCAAUUGCCGCUUGUGGCCAACUGCCAACGGUGCAUUAAGAAGUUUUGCGUGUUAAUUAAAUACGGUAAACAAUUUAUUUCUUUAUGGUCUUAAAAUAAUAACGCCUACCAGAAGAAAAUAAAAAAAAAACUAAUGGUAAAACACA
This is a messenger RNA of Bactrocera oleae (olive fruit fly), 880 nucleotides long. Lineage: Eukaryota; Metazoa; Arthropoda; Insecta; Diptera; Tephritidae. The record is from RefSeq and is a predicted model, not a curated record.